This is a messenger RNA of Choloepus didactylus (southern two-toed sloth), 4057 nucleotides long. RefSeq names its product cell cycle progression protein 1-like. Gene Ontology annotation, cellular component: membrane. Lineage: Eukaryota; Metazoa; Chordata; Mammalia; Pilosa; Megalonychidae. The record is from RefSeq and is a predicted model, not a curated record.
ACUUUGGGCUGUGACUGCCGCCGCUGCCACAGCCAGCGCAGUCGGGCGGAGGUGGCGCUGCCUCUUCAGGCCCUCUUUAACAUCGGUCUUCCUAAUCGAUGUAUUCUCGGCAGCAGCUGUCCCACGCACUGCCUUAUACCUGAAAAAUGUCUGAAAAUUCCAGUGAUAGUGAUUCUUCUUGUGGUUGGACUGUCAUCAAUCAUGAGGGGUCUGAUAUAGAGAUGGUGAAUUCUGAACAUGGUGCAGCCAGUGACAGCCGUGAACUCACUCCAGAAUGUUCAUUUUUAGAGCAAGAGGAGCCACAGGUAUUGGAAUUAGAGCAGGGAGAAAGCAGCCAAAAUGGCACAGUGUUAAUGGGAGAAACUGCUUAUCCAACUUUGGAAGAAACAAAGUCAGCCCUUGAGGUAGAGGAAGAAAAGCCAUCUGAAGACAAUGUCUAUUUUGGAACUGUCAGUGAUGAUUCUGAUAUUGUUACCCUUGAACCACCUAAGUUAGAGGAAAUUGGAACCCAAGAAGAAUCUCUAAUUGUCAAAGAAGCACAGAAUCCAGAAGACUUUAACAUGGGCUCUUCCUCUAGCAGCCAGUAUACAUUCUGUCAGCCAGAAACUGUAUUUUCAUCUCAACCUAGCGACGACGAAUCAAGUAGUGAUGACACCAGUCCUCAGCCCAGUCAUGCCUUUAGACGACGCCGUGCUAGGAAGAAGACUGUUUCUAGUUCAGAAUCUGAAGAGCGGCUACUUGCUGAACAAGAAACCGAACCUUCCAGGGAGAAGUUGUAUAAGUACCAAUUCAGCAGUGGUCUCAAUAAAUGUGUUAUACUUGCUUUGGUGAUUGCAGUUAGCAUGGGAUUUGGACAUUUCUAUGGUACAAUUCAGAUUCAGAAACGUCAACAGUUGGUCAGAAAGAUACAUGAAGAUGAAUUGAAUGAUAUGAAGGAUUAUCUUUCCCAGUGUCAACAGGAGCAAGAGUCUUUUAUAGAUUAUAAGUCAUUGAAAGAAAACCUUGCAAGGUGUUGGACCUUUACUGAAACAGAGAAAAUGUCCUUUGAAAGUCAGAAAAAGAACCUUGCUACAGAAAAUCAGUAUUUAAGAUCAUCUCUGGAGAAGGAAGAAAAAGCCUUAUCUUCAUUACAGGAAGAGCUAAGGAGACUAAGAGAACAGAUUAGGAUACUGGAAGAUAAAGGAACAAGUACUGAAUUAGUUAGUGAAAAUCAGAAACUUAGGCAACAUUUGGAAGAGGAAAAGCAGAAAAUAAAUAGCUUCCUUAAUCAAAGGGAGACUCUGCUGGCAGAAGCAAAGAUGCUAAGAAGAGAACUGGAGAGAGAACGACUAAGAACUGUUGCCUUAAAGAUGGAACUUCAGCAGUUAAUCACUAGACAGUCCUAUGGUGACCCAUACUCUCCCACUGUAUUGGCUGAAAAAAAGGAAAUAGAAACCUUACGGGGAAGACUCACUGAGCUGGAGCAGAAGCUAACAUUUGAACAGCAGCGUUCUGACUUGUGGGAAAGACUAUAUGUUGAGGCAAAAGAUCAAAAUGGAAAACAAGAAACUGAUGGAAAAAAGAAAGGGGGCAGAGGAAACAGGGCUAAAAAUAAGUCAAAGGAAACAUUUUUGGGUUCAGUUAAAGAAACAUUUGAUGCCAUGAAAAAUUCAACCAAGGAGUUUGUGAGGCAUCAUAAAGAAAAAAUUAAACAGGCUAAAGAAGCUGUGAAGGAAAAUCUAAAAAAAUUCUCAGAUUCAGUUAAAUCUACUUUUAGACAUUUCAAAGAUAACACCAAGAAUAUCUUUGAUGAAAAGGGGAAUAAAAGAUUUGGUGCUACAGAAGAAGCAGCAAAAAAACCAAGAACAAUUUUUCGUGAAUAUUUACAUCCACAGAGUAAGGCAGCUACACAAAACCAGAACAGUAGAGGCCCUACUAUACAAAGAGAGGAAAGGAAAGAAAAGCCAGUUCAAUUUAAGGAUGUGGGAAAAAAUACAAAUUCCCAGAAAUGCAGUGCUGAACCUCAGUGUGGUAAAAAUUAUCAUUCUUUGAGAAAGGCUUGUUUUGGUGUAUUUGACUGCGCUCGACAGGAAUCCAUUAGCCUUUUUAAUACAGUGUUGAAUCCUGUAAGGAUAGAUGAAUUUAGACAAUUAAUUGCAAGAUACUUAUUACAAGAACUGAAUGGUUUCUAUCAUUGGAAAGAACUUGAUCAAUUCAUCAGUCAGUUUUUUCUGAAUGGUGUCUUUAUACAUGAUCAGAAGCUCUUCUCUGACUUUGUUAACGAUGUUAAAGAUUAUCUUAAAAACAUGAAGGAAUAUCAAGUAGAUAAUGAUGGAGUGUUUGAGAAUUUGGAUGGAUAUAUAUAUAGACACUUCUUUGGUGAAACAUUUUCCCCUCCAUAUGGACCCAGGUCGGUUUACAUAGCACCAUGUUAUCAUAAUAGUUUCUAACAUUUAUAGUUUGGAUAGCAUUUUUAUCAUUUGAUAAAAGUUUUCUUGGAAGGUUCCUAUUUGUAAAAAACAUACUUUAUUGCCGCUGGGAAUUCAGGAGAAGUUUAAAACAUAAUUUUUAUAUUAUAACUAUUACAAAUUGCAGAUUUCAUAUAACAGUUUGACUUGGGCAAGUGAUUUAAUUCUUACCUUAAAGAAUCUGUGAAGGAGAUAUGAAAUCCUAUUUUAGCCAAUUUUGCUUCUCUUCAGUAUAGUUUAUAUGAAAAGAUAAUCACCUUAAGUGCAAUUAUUUUCAUUUAAGGUUUUAUUUAUAUACUCACUUGGGGAGGCAAGGAUUAAGCACAAAUUUUACUGUGAAUUCAGAAGAGCUAAUGUAUAACAAUUCUAGUUUCUCACCUAUUUUCAUUUGCCCAUUCUGUUUACCAACUUAAUUAUGGUAUUUUUAUUACAUUUUUUACAGAAUUUUUGUUGAUAAAGAGGAAUGAUCAAAGAGGCAGACUUAGUAUGCCAGAAGUUCUGUGUGUGCUUCCUGUAUACAUAACUUUAAAAAAUAACUUUUUGCCCAUCAUUUAUCAGCUUUAUCUUGUAACAUAGAACUUAUCUAAUUUUGAGGUGUUAGCUUCCUUUUUAACCUUUGAGAGUUAUGUGUAUAUAUAUAUAUACACACACACAUAGAUUUAUAUAUCUUUUUGAAUAAAUGCGUUGUGUCUAUAAAAUAAUGAGACUGGUUCUGAUAUCUUUAGUCAUUAAACAUAUCUAGUUCUUAUAACGAGCAGAGCAGUAUUGAGAAUGCCCUGAGGAAACAAAUGAAAAAUUUUUGCUGUCAGAGUUCACAGCUGGUGGAGUUAUGUAAACCAAUAAUAAAGUCUAAGAGAUAAAAUGAAGGUACAAAUAUAUGUUUACGGUGACCUCAGGCUGGAGAUGUUCGGGAAGGCUUUAUGAGUGAGAUGGCCUUUGAAAUGAACUUUCUGCAAACUGACUUUUGAAGGAAAAAUGGGAAUUUGCCAGGCAGAUAGGGAGGGCAUUCCACUUAAACUUCGUUUCAAAAAUUUGGAGAUAUGAAGAUAAGCCACUUCAAGGAGGUAGGGUAGUGCCAGGGGUGAUUGGAAGAAAAGAUUCAGAUCAUGAGGGGCCUCAUUUUAUGCUUAAAGGAUUUGUCCUGCAGGACAUGGAGAAUCUGAAGGAUUUUGAGCUUGAGUAGAAUAAGAAUAUAUUGCAUAUUAGAUCACUGGCUGCAGCCUGGAGGAUGGAUUGGAAAGGGAGGAGCUGGAGGGGAGGUCUUUGAAACAAUCCAGCUCUUGAAUAUCUGAACUAGAACAAUAGGAGGAGUGGAAAGAAGGACACCAAUUUGAACAACGGGAAGUAACAUUGGUGAUAUUGGUUGUGAAAGAGAAUUGGAAAGGGACUGUGAUAUCCAGAUUUCUGGGUUGGUUCACUAGUUGGAUGUGAUAACACCAAGAUAGAAGAAGGUUUUGGACAAGGGAAUUGGAGAUGAGAAUUUUGUUUGUAGGUGCCCAUUACAUCCAGCUGGAGAGGAUGCUGGCCAUUGGUUAUAUGGAUCUAGGACUCCCCAUAUCUAGUUCUGAGUGUGCGUGUGUGUGUGUGUUCUAGGUUGGAGAUCAGACUCC